ACAUCUGGAAAUGCUGCCUUAUCCAGUUGCACCUACAUCCUUUCUAAAGGAUGUCUGUUAAUUAUUAAGUGGGCUUUUAAGGCCACAUGAGGAGCUGACUCCUCCAGUCCCCUCCACCCUGGAGGAGGGCGCUCUAUGUUCACUUUGCAGCCCGUUUGGGGAGGUUGUGUUGUGCAAGUGAAGGCUAGAAGACAGCCGUAGUGCUCCCGGUUCUCCCAUUUAAACCGUCCACAGUGACAGACCGGAUCACCAGCGGCAUCACAGCAUCCAGCAGACAUGGAUUUCUCAAUCCGAGCAGCCAACGUGGAGGACUGCAAGGACAUCGCUCGGAUGAUCAUGGAAUUGGCAGAAUACGAGAAAAUGGCAGACCACGUGAAAGUCACUCAGAGAGACUUGGAGCAAGAUGGCUUCUCCAAGAACCCGUUUUUUCACGGGAUCAUCGCUGAGGUGCCAGAACAGCACAAAACCAAAGAAGGGCAUACGAAGAUAGGCUAUGCACUUUACUUCUAUUCCUACAGCUCAUUUAAGGGCAGAGCCAUUUAUAUGGAGGACUUGUACGUGAUGCCUGAGUUCAGAGGGAAGGGCAUUGGUAAAGCACUUAUGAGCAAGGUCGCACAGCUGGGUCUGGCCGCCGGCUGCAACCAGCUCAGCUUCACCGUUCUGGACCGGAACAAAUCAUCUCUGGAAUUUUACCUGAGCCAGGGCUGCUUCGAUAUCACAGCUAAUAUGGGCUACCACUGUAUGCGCUGUGAGGGAGAGGCGCUGGAGCACCUGGCCCAACCUUAACCCAACGUCAGGCUCAUGACCUUGUGACCUUUGCAGCCAUGAGGUCAAUCCACACAGUGCAGGGAUAGAGCACCACUCUGUGGCCCCUUUCCAAAACUAGACAAUGACAAUCGUCAAGCCAAUUUUAAAGUAACCGACUGUUUGCUAAGCCUUGCUCCUCUUUAAGUCAUUCUACAAUGUGUGGCAGAUUUACUACUCAAAAUGUUUGAUCCUUUCUCAAACAACGGGCCUUUUACAAUAGAAUAGAAAUGCUGUACUGAUUAAAUUCUGCAAAUUUAUUUCAUACAGAAGAACACAAAAGCAGCAGUGUCACUUCCAUUCAACCACCAUCUUUUCUAGUCAGCUGAAAUGACAACAACAAGCAGAUUAUAUUACUUGUAGUUAACUAAUGUUGACAAGUUAGCCAACACCAACUAUGUUAAUAGAGAGUUUCAGCUGACUGACUCAAACAAGAAUGUUGCAAAAACAUUCACAUAGUGGCUACAUACAGUACAUGAUAUAAUGAAAAUGCUAACAUGUGCUCCAGAUAUUUUUUUUUAACAUGCAAGACAUUUAAUUAUUCCUUAUUUAGAAGAAGCACAAUGUCUCACAGUCAAGAAGGCAGAUCUUUUAUUGUUUGGGCUGUUGUGAAAUGCUAACUUGGAUGGCAUUGCUAUAUUAAAAACUUUUUCUGUUUUCCCACCAAAAAAUGAGAAAACGGAAAGAGUUUUUGUUUUACUUUUUUAAACCUACAAUCCCAUUUUUCCACUGUUAGUUAACUUUGAAAAUCAAAUGGAACAAAAUGAAAUCUGGUUUUGACCUGCAUAUACUUCUACAGUAUGAAGAAACUGGACAAUCACUGUUUGGGACAGAAAUUUAGCAAAUGGUCAUUUAUCUUAAUAUAUAAUUCCAGGAUGCAGUUCUAAGUAUUGGAAUGGGGCCUAUGCAAUACAUUUAAAUAGUACAUUACAGAGACACUGAAAUUAGUGUUUUCUGUUGUUCCCUUGUGAUGUGUUAUGAUUUUAGUGGUAAAUGGAUCAGGUAAUCUACCCACAGUGUGAAAAAAUUAGAAGAUAUGGUAAUAGUAAAAGUGCGAUUAAAUGUGUGUAUGUAGUGGGACUUUUAGAGAAAGUCUUGACAUUAAGUGUAAAUCAUCAUUAUCUAGAAAUUAAAUGUUUUUUUGCACAAAGAUCCACAUAAACCUUAUGGAAUCAAAGUCGAGAUGCAUGUUUCACCGUAUGACUGUUGUAAAAAUUGAGUUUUAUUUGUCCUAUCCCUUUAAAUUUACUGUAAACUAUGACAACAGCAACCAAAGAGGCAGUCUACUCGAGCCCUCGUCUUCCACAUGAGGAGUGCUGUACAGUUGUUGUAAAGCACAAUGUUGAUAUUUGCACUGUUUUCUUCCUUUAAAGCUCGGUAUGUAUAAGAUUUUCGUAUUGAAACUGUGCACUGAAAGAAUCAGUUGAACUCGACCUUAAACCUCCUUCCAUGCAGCCAAACUCUUGGGGUUAGUUUUGAAGACAUGGAUGAAGCUUAGAAUCAAACAGAAAAACAUCCAUCUGGUGGAAUUUAAAAAAUAAAAGUUGUUGGACUGGGAUCUGUCCAACAUCGUUGGACCUGUCCUGCUGAAGUGAAAGUGGCAGAAUUCUGGUCUGCACUUCUGUUUUAUAUUCUGUCUCAUUUUUGGUUUUGUUUUUUUUAGGUGUUUUGUGUCAUUUCCAGCAAUCUAAUGAAAACAGGCUGAGUCGUGGGUUAUAUUUAGUUUGUUUUCUUUCUCUCUAAACAAGUAAAAACCACUGACCCUUCUCUGUAACUUCUGCAAUUUAACUUUUGUGUUCAGACUUUGUUUGCAAGAUAAUUCAGGAAAGAAUGUGUGGUAUUUUUUUUUUUUUCCAUUUUAGGACAUCAAAUCUAUGUAUCUGUUGCUUAAAUGUGCAAAAUCUACUGACUGCACUGCCUUCAUCAGUGUGCAAAAGUACGUUUAAUGUGCUUGAACAAAAUGCAUACCUCCAAAAAUGAAUAGGGAACAUGAGGAUCAAUUUAAAUUCUCUUCUGCAACUUCCCAUCAGAAUACAAGACCAAGAGCUAUAAAUCAUACAAUUAGUGACUGUGUUCCCAACAUGGAUUCCUCAAAGUAUUUCAAAAUCACAGUUCAACUUUGGUUUCUGUCAAUUCCAGCUGCAAUAAAUCUCUGAAGAGCAACUUUGCAUCCGAAAGACAACAACAGCAUGAACAGACAGUUAAGUAUUUGAGGCAUUUAUUCAGAUCUUAGUGUGGUGGAUGUGUCUGUAAUUUCUACAUGGUGUCACAAUCCGUGUAAGUAGACACGACAACCAUGUUCAUGCUCUUAAAUUUCCACAGCUGUGCUGCUGUUUAGUUGUUAGGAUGGACCUUCGUAUACCCAUACAUGUUCAAAAUCACAUUGUGAGAUAUGUAUUUGUGUGUUUUCAGAUAUUUUAUACAGCCAGUACUGUUCUCUGCCAACGGAGACAUCAGUUCUAACAUGUUCGUCCUGUUUUUGUCUCAAAUGGUUGAAGUUGGGUGGAAACCUUGUGAAUCCAAAGUAAACUUUGACUUCUCUUAGACUUCAUUCACAGAGUUCUAAAGGGCUUCGUUUGAUCAAAAAAAAAAAAAAAACAAACUCACAAAAGGAGUAUGAAAUCCCUCCAAUGAAGUUAAAAUCACCAGAAAAAGGAUUCAUAACUUUUUCACAUGACAUCAGCCAAAUGCUUGAUGCCAUGAUUUUGGAAACAAAAAUGAAGCUGCUAGAAUUUUGUGUUAUUUCUGAGACAAAAAAAGAACUUGACACAUUAGAGAAUACAAAAAGCCAUGUUACUGUACAUUCAGCCCUGAACCUGCAUGACAGUCAAACGUUGACUUCAUUAAAGUAUCAUAGGCUUCCUGUUGUCUCCCAUACUUGAAAACCAGACGUGUGUUUUACUGUUUACCUGUAUACUUGUUUGACUUCUCUACUGAAUUUACACUGAUCAAAUUAAUAAAAUCUGUCAGACUGCA
This is a messenger RNA of Acanthochromis polyacanthus (spiny chromis), 3780 nucleotides long. RefSeq names its product thialysine N-epsilon-acetyltransferase-like. NCBI's taxonomy places the organism in Eukaryota, Metazoa, Chordata, Actinopteri, Pomacentridae. Bases 277 to 786 code for a protein of 169 amino acids. The record is from RefSeq and is a predicted model, not a curated record. The transcript is spliced from 6 exons. Gene Ontology annotation, molecular function: N-acetyltransferase activity.